AUGGCCAGUAUAUAUGGUGCUACACUUGGCAUCUUCUCUUGUGACUUCGAUUCCAAUCACGAGGGUAGUUCACAGAUGCAGCCAGGAAUGCCAGUGAUCUUGGAAUCAAAAACCGAUGAUUCCCUAAGACGAGGUGAGUUCCACGUCAAACUUAUUCUUAGUGCCAAUUUGGGGCAGAAAACGAAAAUCAAUGCUGUGAAUUCCGAUAAAGAUCUGAAUCGGUCAAUUCGGCGGAAGCUGCUUCGUCAGAGGUCUGUACAGUAUCCUGCACAGCAACCUGUGAGACGGAUUCGAACAGUGAGCCAACCGAUUGUGGAACGGAUUCGAACAAUAAGCGAAAACAUUCCUAUUUAG
This is a messenger RNA of Gongylonema pulchrum, 354 nucleotides long. Lineage: Eukaryota; Metazoa; Nematoda; Chromadorea; Rhabditida; Gongylonematidae. The record is from the annotation of a GenBank genome assembly.